Messenger RNA from Salvelinus sp. IW2-2015, 2272 nucleotides. Lineage: Eukaryota; Metazoa; Chordata; Actinopteri; Salmoniformes; Salmonidae. The record is from RefSeq and is a predicted model, not a curated record.
GCGCAGAAUCACUGAUCUACAAAGACAUCUCCUGGGAAAAACAACUGCUCGUUAUGUAGUGAAGAUUAGCGAAUUUGCGCAGAUCCUUGCUCAAACGUAUCCCCUCAAACACGCCCACACAGGCUAUCCACCAUUGUUGUCAUCAGCGAUGAGACACGUCUAUGGAAACGAUUGACUGGACAGAGAAAGGACAGCAAACUAGUGAAACACGGUAGAAACACUUAAACAUGAAUGUCGCAUGACCCACAAGCCUAGUGAAACAUUGUAGACAUAAUAAUCUGGAACAGUUGUUGGUGCUUGUAGCAUAAGGGUUUCAGAUGGGGGAGGUGAGAAAGCUCCAGAAGAAACUGAGACAGAUUGAGAAUCUGGAGAUCAAAAUUUCUCAAUCUCUCACUCCAGAAGAAAGAGUUAAGAUCUCCAGGAAGGCGGAGCUCCGCACCAGAUUGGCUGAACUUCUGCUGCAGCUUUCUGGCCCCCAGCAAACUCCGGGGAUUGUGGGAGGAGGAAAACAUGAGAAGAUGAAAAGACAAGUUGAAGCCACCUCUGAGGCUCUUCCAUCACACAGUCCCUCUGCUACCAAGAUUCCCAAGGGAGAAGCAGAGCCAGCAGGCCGACAGAAGAAGACAGGCAGUCAGAAGGAGACGGUAACAAGGGGAGAGACAGGAAGAAAGGAGGAGACGGGAGGACGGAGAGAGACAGGAGCAGGGGGAGAGCAGUCAGAGCCCUGUCUAGCUGUGACCGACACAAGCCCCAAGGAAAACCAGGAAGAUGCCGAGUUUACAUCUCUCAAAGCAUCAUGGGAGAAAGCCAAGUUUCGCUUGAGGUCGCUGGAGGGUCACAGUGACAUCGUCACCUGUGUGGUUGCUGUUGACAACCUGGUGAUCUCCGGCAGUCGAGACACAACAGUAAAGGUGUGGCACGUUCCUACGGCAACCGAGCAGCGGAAUCUGGGAGGUCACACUGGUGGAGUCACCUGUCUAUCUGCCCCACCGCCUGAAUACUGUAGGAGACUCGCCUGGGAACUGUCUCUGGGAGACAAGGAGAGGUUCAUCCUGAGUGGUUCAGCGGACUCUUGUGUGAGGAUCUGGGCUUUAAGCACGGAUGUGUAUAAGAGACAGGUCUAUGACAGACUCAGUGGAUCAGGGGUAGGCAACCCUGUUCCUGGGGUGCCGCAGCUCUCUCUAUCAACCUCUCUCCCUCACUCACUCUUUACCCCCUCCCUCUCUCUGUCUGCAGAUGGGGGUAAAGUCCAGGCCUGGAGCUGGCAAACCAUGGACAACUGUCAAUCAAUCAACGCCCAUAAGGAGGCUGUGACCUCCCUACAGUCUCAGGGUCCCCUGGUGUUCAGCAGCUCAGCAGAGGGUGGGGUGUCUGUGUGGGAGGGGCUCUGCACCAACCGCGACCCCCUGCAGCUGUUACAUCAUUGGGACGCAACGGUAACGGGCUGCGGGAGUCAGGAAGGUCGUCUGACCCUCAGUCCCCGUGGUGACAGGCUCUUCGUUGCCUACGGCAGAGCCAACCUCAGGAUUCUCAACUGGAGGACAGGCACCGUGUCCAGGCUAACCAAUCACAGCAGCAUCGCUGGAGUAACAGAUUGUGUACAUCAGACAGGGGGACUCCUCAUUGGCUCAUGCUACGAUUURGYGAAUGGGGAAAGCACCUUGAACUUGUUCUCUCUACCUCAGUGCAGGUACCUGGCCUCGCUGACCUGGGCGGAUGCUCCGAGAAUCCUUUGCUUUGCGGCGUGGCUCACGGGCAGUGGGGGUCACCGCUGGGUCACCGGGGGUCGUGCCCUUACGGUGUGGGAGCAGCUCCCCAGCUCCGGGAAGCAGAGGGGUGAUGUCACAACGAAGCGAGACAACCGAUUGGACGCCUCCCUGAUGGAAUCAGAGGGAGAUUCCGAGGACGAGGAGGACAGUGACGAUUACGAUGAUGACAAAGAAGAGAACUACACAUCCCAAGAUGCACCAGAGUCGGGCUCAACGUCGUGGCUUCGCUGUGUUCUCCAGUGAGAGCCAGUUUCACGCCACCCGCCACCACCAAGCCCAAGACGCUGCGCCUCACAGCAUGAAGAGCAACAAAGGCGAGAGGAAGGGAGUGAGGGGGACAGAGGAGAUGGAUUAGAGAGGGGGGGAGUGAAGUGUGACAGAUUGAGAGAGUGGCGGAGGUGGAAAGAGAGCAUACGGAGAGGGAGUGAGUGCGAGCGAGAGACAGAUCAUUUCCCAUGUAAAUGUUGUCGUUUCAUGUAUGCAAUAAAGCUGUCAUACUGUGA